Messenger RNA from Oppiella nova, 837 nucleotides. The record is from the annotation of a GenBank genome assembly. NCBI's taxonomy places the organism in Eukaryota, Metazoa, Arthropoda, Arachnida, Sarcoptiformes, Oppiidae.
AUGGUGAAGGAGACGGCGUAUUACGACAUCCUCGGAGUGAACCCCAAGUGCACCGCCGAUGAGCUGAAGAAGGCGUACCGUAAGUUGGCGCUGAAGUAUCACCCUGAUAAGAAUCCCAAUGAGGGCGAGCGCUUCAAACUGAUCAGUCAGGCCUACGAAGUGCUGUCCAAUGAGGACAAGCGCCGGGUGUACGACCAGGGAGGCGAACAGGCCAUCAAAGAGGGCGGCAGUGGUGGUCACGGCUUCUCCUCCCCGAUGGACAUCUUCGAGAUGUUCUUCGGAAUGGGUGGCGGACGCAGAGGUCAGGAAAGGGGUCCCAAACGCGGCAAAGACGUGGUCUACCAGAUGUCGGAACACCAGGUCUUCAAGAGGGUCCGCACCGACGAUCUGCUCAUUAACCUCGACCUCACUCUCACGGAAGCGUUGUGUGGGUUCCAGAAAGGAGUGAAAACACUGGACAAUAGAACUCUUGUGUUGACAUCACUUCCGGGAGAAGUAGUAAAACACGGAUCAGUAAAGUGUGUGAUGGGAGAGGGAAUGCCUCGCUAUAAGAGUCCGUUUGAAAAGGGAAAACUCAUCAUUCAAUUCCUGGUGAAGUUCCCCGAAACCAUUGAUCCCAUAUUCGUGACCCAACUCGAGAACAUACUGCCCGCCCGACCGCGCGUUGAACUCCCGAUGGAUGACCAGCCCGUCGAAGAGGUGACUCUCAUGGAGAUGGACAUUGAACGCGAGAGAGCCAACCAAUCCAGAGGUCACGGACGGCCAGGUGAGGCCUACAGCGAGGAUGACUUCGAGCACUCGCACCAGGGCCCAGGAGUUCAAUGUGCAACACAUUAA